AGCCGAGUAGGGCGUGAUAGUGUGUGUCGUGCCGCCCGCAACUUUUAGCUGUCUUUAGUAUUCUCUUAAUCAGGACCUACACAGAGUAAAAUAAGUAAAUCUGGUGGAAAAUCCAUAAACAAACUAGCCAAAAUAUGCUCGAAUAAAAAAAAAUCACUCUUAGUACCGGUUAAAAUAUAUACAGUGUGGUUAUAAUACGUGUGACAAUAAUGCUUGGUGUUGCGAAUAACAGUGUUGUGUGAUAAACGUUGUGUGUUGAGUUUAGUAUAUACCAUGUUUCGCUGCAUUCCAAUCUUUAAAGGGUGUAACAGGCAGGUGGAAUACGUUGACAAGCGUCACUGCUCACUGCCAAGCGUGCCCGAGGAUAUCCUCAGGUACUCCAGAAGUUUAGAAGAACUCCUUCUGGACGCCAACCAUAUCAGGGAUUUACCUAAGAAUUUUUUUCGACUCCAAAGGCUACGAAAACUUGGACUGAGUGACAAUGAAAUUCGUCGAUUACCGCCAGAUAUUCAAAACUUUGAAAACCUCGUCGAAUUCGAUAUCUCAAGAAAUGAUAUAUCGGACAUUCCUGAUAACAUCAGAAAUUUACGAGCUCUACAGGUGGCGGAUUUCAGCAGCAAUCCGAUACCUCGACUUCCCGCGGGUUUGGUGAAGCUGAGAAAUCUUACAGUACUCGGCCUCAAUGAUAUGUCACUUACUAGUUUACCGCCAGAUUUUGGAAGCUUGGAAGCUUUACAGUCGCUUGAAUUGAGAGAGAAUUUACUUAAAAAUUUGCCCGAGUCUUUUUCGCAGUUGAGUAAACUUGAAAGAUUAGAUUUGGGUGACAAUGAAAUUGAAGAAUUGCCACCGUAUCUGGGACAACUACCGGCUCUUCAAGAAUUAUGGUUAGACCAAAAUCAAUUACAACACUUGCCACCAGAAAUUGGUCAAUUGAAAACUCUCGCGUGCCUUGACGUCUCGGAAAACCGCUUAGAAGAUCUGCCUGAAGAAAUAAGUGGCCUUGAGUCAUUAACCGAUUUGCACUUGUCGCAAAAUGUUAUCGAAAAUCUGCCCGACGGUAUUGGGGAGCUUAAAAAAUUGACGAUUUUGAAGGUCGACCAAAAUAGAUUGACAAGCCUGAAUCCAAAUAUCGGAAAAUGCGAGAGUUUACAGGAGCUGAUAUUGACCGAAAAUUUUUUAUAUAGUUUGCCAUCUUCAAUUGGUAAUCUUCAUAAUUUAAAUAAUAUUAAUGUCGAUCGUAAUAGCUUGCAGUACUUGCCAGCGGAAAUUGGAAACCUUAAAAAUUUAGGUGUAUUAUCACUUCGUGAAAAUAAACUACAGUAUUUACCUAAUGAAGUUGGACAGUGUAAAGCUCUGCACGUACUCGAUGUAUCGAAAAAUAGAUUGCAGUUCUUGCCGUACUCGUUGAUUUAUUUGAAUUUAAAAGCAGUUUGGUUAAGUGAAAAUCAAGCUCAGCCAAUGUUGACUUUCCAAACAGACAUUGAUGAGGAUACUGGCCAGGAAGUGCUUACUUGUUUCCUUUUGCCUCAGCUUGAAAACAAUGCCGGAGGCUUACAAGAUGGAGGACCCUUAAAUAUGAUAGCAGGAAUGAGAAAUGCGGUUCAAAAUAAUGAGAUGAGGGAGUUAGCCAGCAGUGACGAUGAAAAUUGGCAAGAAAAGGAAGCGUCGAGGACACACUCGGUUAAAUUCACUGAUGACGGCCCAGAGGCCAACAAGGAGACACCAUUUGUACGGCAAAAUACUCCUCACCCGAAGGAAUUAAAAGCUAAAGCCCACAAGCUCUUUAGCAAGGGGAAAAAUGACAGUAGAUCGGGCUCGACAGACGAGCAGGAUGUCUCUCAAACAUUCGGCCUCGACAAAACUGAUGUAGACGCGUCUCACCCUAAUGAAGAAGAGCAAGAAGCUUCGCAACCUGUCACAACCACUAGUACCACCGCAGAACUUGAUGAGAGUGCACUAUCGAAUCAAGUUAAAGCUGCUGCGUCAGAACCGGCAAACGAUAACUCUGUUACUCAAAUUGAUGAACGUGAAAUCCAUCAUCAAUCAUCCGAACAAUUAUCUCCGGAUGCUGUUGAUGUCGAGGUUUCGGUGUCAGAAGUAUCGGCUAAGGGUAGGCAGGAGGGUGGUGAGGAUGAGUCCUCCGAGGGUGAUGGUGAUGAUAUGUCACAAAGACGUGUUGAAUUUACAAUAUCGGAAGAUCCGGAUUAUGAGGGUGGGGUUAAUACGGGAAAGCCAAACAGGCUGCACCGACGUGAUACCCCGCAUCAUCUGAAAAACAAGCGAAUACACCCCACGAUUGACAAGGAUAAAGUCGCUUCCAUCAUCGCACAGGCUAUGAUGAAGAAAAGUGACGAGACGUCCGUAUCAACAAGUCUUCCAACCGAGUCUGCCGACAAUUACGACAUUCAUAGUCAAGGAGCAACGUCAGACGCGGAACCGUCGUUAGAAGUACGCGAAGAGCAGUAUGAGAUUCAUAUUGAGAGAACAACAGCCGGUCUGGGUUUGUCGAUUGCAGGUGGUAUUGGUUCGAUACCAUUCAAAGGAGAGGAUGAGGGGAUAUUCAUUUCCAGAGUAACUGAAGGUGGUCCAGCCGAUCUGGCCGGGUUGAAGGUUGGAGACAAAGUUAUUUCGGUAAAUGGGGUUUCAAUGGUUAACGUAGAUCACUACGACGCAGUUGAAGUUCUAAAAGCUUGUGGAAGAGUCCUUGUACUUGUUAUAAUAAGAGAGGUCACGCGAAUAGUACCACCAUCUGAACAGCUGUCAACGCGAAAAGAUUCAGUCUGCUCGAGUCUCAGUACCAGUCGUGCUCCAAGUGCUACAUCUUACGUAUCGUCGACUGCACUGUCCCAUAAUCUCGAAAACGGGGAUACCAGUUUACCCCGUGAUUACGUCAAAACAAAGAAAAUUCCCGAGCCUUUGCCGACAAUGAGCAAUGAUGAGACAUUAGUACCGGUGCUUGUACACACAACAUUAAUACGAGAUCAAAAUGGUCUUGGGUUUAGUAUCGCGGGUGGAAAAGGUUCAGCGCCUUUCAAAGACAAUACCGAUGCUAUAUUUAUCUCGAAAAUAACCGACGGCGGUGUUGCACAGAAAGACGGUAAAUUAUUAAUUGGCGAUAGAGUUGUAUCGAUCAAUGGGGUUGAAAUGACCGAAGCUAAACACGAGCAAGCUGUAACAUUGCUAACCGGUCUUGAUAGGUUCGUGAGGCUAGUGGUCGAACGAGAGAUACCUCGUUCUCAGGCGAGCUCACUGAUGCAAGUAACCCCUUCGGAAAAAUCUCCGCGAUUGAUCGGCGCAUCCACGCCGCGUCCCUACACCGGGCUUUAUAAUGCAAAUAGUUACAUAGCAAAUCGACCUGGUUACGCCGGCUACCGACGUUCUAUCGACGCAGAUAAAACACUCUCCCCAAGUCCAACGGCGAGAACACCGCCUCCUCCACCACCGGCGCCACUCGCGUUGGCUAAAGAACAACAACAACCUGUCAACGGCAUUGCCAAGAUGAACGGCGUAAGCGACAGUUCUGCGGCUGGCAAAGUUAUCAGUCGAGGUGCCGUGAAUCCACCCCAGCCUGCGCCGCGACAAACUCUACCGACUCCAACGUCGCAGCCUCAACAAGUUCAACCUCAGCAACAUCAACAGCAACAGCAACCAAAUCAGCAGUCUGGUACUACAACUCCGAGUCAGCCGGAACCAACCAGACCGACUUCGCCUCAGGAAGACAUACAGGUACCGAAGCCAAUCACCAACGAGGAAUUUCAGGCCAUGAUUCCCGCUCACUUCCUACGACCUCCGACUUCCUCGCCCUCGCCAGACUCCCAGCAGGGCCCAGUCGUUACAGUGACUAUCAAGCAGCCUGAUAACUUACCUGGAGACGUUAACUUCCCUCCGGCGCCCACUACACUUGGUAAAGUUACCGAGACCAUCACUAAGAGUACACUCACCGAGACAGUCGUAACACGUGUCACCGACAAUCAUCUGGUCCAGCCAGUAAUCAUUGAGGACGUCGUACUGAUGAAGGAAGGAUCUCUUGGCUUUAGUAUCAUUGGUGGUACCGAUCACUCCUGCACGCCAUUUGGCGCUAAAGAGCCUGGUAUUUUUAUAUCACACGUUGUACCUGGAGGAAUAGCUGCUAAAUCUGGUAAACUUCGAAUGGGUGACAGGAUAUUAAAAGUUAAUGGUACCGAUGUAACUAAAGCCACGCAUCAGGAAGCUGUUAUGGAGUUAUUAAGGCCUGGUGAAUCAAUUGUUUUGACAGUCCAGCAUGACCCAUUGCCAGAAAAUUACCAGCUGGUCGAAAUAGAGUACAUUCCAGUAACAGAACUUGUGAUAGUAAAAGAGCCUGGUGAAAAAUUAGGCAUGCAUAUAAAAGGAGGACUCCGUGGUCAGCGUGGAAAUCCACUAGACCAUACAGACGAAGGUGUAUUUAUUUCAAAAAUAAAUUCCGGCGGUGCAGCUAAGCGUGACGGAAGAUUGAAGGUGGGAAUGAGAUUACUCGAAGUAAAUGGUACGUCAUUACUUGGAGCUACUCAUCAAGAAGCGGUUAAUAUUCUUCGCUGCUCUGGUAAUACGAUAACUCUUGUUGUAUGCAAGGGUUACGACAAAAACGAAGUCGAGCACUUGUUGACGCUCUCCGGAAGAGAGUCUAAAGAAUCACGAAGAUCUCAAGAUUUAAAAGACACAUCCCCUACUGAGGGAUUAAAGUCUUUGUCUCAGAGUGUCUCAAGUUUGGAUCGCGAUGACGAGGAGGCAGCAACUUUGAGACAAGAACAGGAAAUGAAAGAAGAGCUUGUCGCUUGGGAACAAGAAGAACGCGAACGAGCGUUAAUUGAGCACAGAGAAAAAUCAACUCCUGAAAAAGUAAUGGAUGUAGUAAGGGCCGCUGAAUCGUUAGUUAAUAAACCAAAUAGUCCAGUUGACACACCUGUGCCACCAAAAUCACCUGGUGGAACAAAAGAUCUCAAAACCACUACUAUUGUCAUGAGUAAACACACAUUGGCACCGCAGAAUCCCACUGCAUUACAGUCAAAAUUAAAAGAAGAAUACGGUACAUCUGUGGAUGAUCCUGUAGGAACUUCAAUAGACCAUCCAGUAACUACUUGUACUUCUACUACUACUACUGCCUCUACCAAGUCACAACCCCAUGCAUCAACGACUAAUUUAGACCACCAUUCACAAUCUAAAUCUCAAUCUCAAUCUCAAUCUCAUACACUUCCUCCUAAAAAGAGUCAGCAAAACGCUAAAAAAAGUAUUACCUUCGCGACUCUACCCUCUCCUUACAAAUCAACUCAGUGUAUAACAACUCCUAUUGUUAACUCAAUGCCUGCCAAAGAUAACCGUCCAAUUUCAAUGCACGAAAUAUCUAGUUACUAUCCAGCCACUGAUUUUUAUAAAAAAAAUAUAUCUAACAUUGAUAAUGAUAACAAGAUUAAAUCACCGCGUUUUCAACUUCCUCCGACGCCACUGACAACUCCUGUGGCUCGUUUUAAGGAUUAUGGGUCUAAGAGUAUCACCACCUCACUUAACGACUUACAGAUUGCACGUUCUGUUGAUGGAAAAAAUUAUAAGGUUGAGCCUUCACCAACACCUUCACCAACACCAGCUAAAAUGUCUGUAAGUGAUCGGAAAAGAUUAUUUGAGUCUGCUGUUGAAGAACAUCUUAAACCAUCUCCUAAACCAGAUAAAGUGUUCACUUUCCUCAGUCAAGAUGAGGUAGAAAAAUUGAAACAAGAAGAGGAGAGAAAAAUCGCAACCCUCACACGAGAUGAGUUAAAAUCAUGGGCUCAGAUGGACAUGGAAGGUAUGGAAGAGCCUGAAGAAAUAAUCGAAGAACAAGAUAAUAGAAGACCUAAUAGCCGAUUGAGCUCGCGAAGCUCGUUACCUUCCCUUCAAGGGUAUCCGAGUGUCGUAAGAACAGCCAAGGCUGAACGUCGUUUGAAAGAAAAGUUGAAAGAGGAGGGAUUGAUCUCAGAUGAAGAUGAAGAAAGUCAUUUAAGUCCUGCAGAACAACGUGCGCUGCGUGCGGAAAAAAGAGCUGCUUGGAGACAUGCUCGUCUUAAAUCCUUAGAACAAGAUGCAUUACAAGCGCAAAUGGUGAUAAAAAAAAUGAGUGAAAUGGUGGACAGUUCUACAAAAUCCGAAGUAUUAAAUUCAAGUCAAGUGGAUCCACCUCAACCAGAAAAAAUGGCAGAGUUUGGUACAUUAAGGCCGUCUAGCGCGGAUUUUCCAAAACUUGCCGUACGCAGCAAGGUGGGUCCGCCGAAAGCCGUCCGCGAAUCUGAAAAAAUAGUGGAUGAAAAGGUAACUCGGCGUACUGAGGAGUAUGUGGACGAAGUCACUGGCGAGCGUCGCGUCCGAACAGUCGAAUACGUCGAGAAGCUCAUUGAGCGCGAGGUCGAAACACUGAGAGAAAAAAUCAUAUCGCUGGAAUUAAGCAAUGCAGAGGAAGAAGUAGAUUCCGGGAAACUUGGAGCGGACAGUGAACCAGAAAGCGAAAGUGAAGAUUUUACUGGACAAGAUCUUUCAACCAGUGUCGCAGUCGAGAGUUCAGACUCGUUCAUUUGUACGAGCCCGACGACGGAAACUGUACCGAGUAUUGGGAAAAACGCGGGUCCAAAUAAUUCAUCUGUAGCAAAAAAAAAGAAACGAAAGCGCUCGAAAAAAGGACGGAAUUAAAAUAAAUUAAUUUAGUCUGGUGCGAUUAUAUUAAUAUUUAAUAUUGUAUAGUAUAUAUACAAUCUUAGAUAGGGUUUUAGGCACUAAAGAUCAAAUUUUUAUAAUAAAAAUAAAUAAAAUGGAUUAUUUAAAUUUAUAAAUAAUAUAUUAAUGUAGUUAUUGAUGAAAAUGAAAUCAAGUAACUUAAAAGUGUUGUAAUAACUAUAAGACAAUAUUGUUGCAAUUGACGUAUGAAAUUGUGUAUUUAUAUAUUUUUAUUGAGCAACAAUUGAUAUAGAAUGAUUUUUAAAAUAAUUUUGAGUUUUUUAAAAUUUUAUUUUACCGAAUUUUAUACAUAUAUUUUUAUGACAAGCCUUUGGGAUAGAUUUUCAACUAGCACAGUUUAUACUUAUCAUUUGAUAGUAUCAACUGAUUAAUUAAUUAAUUAAUUUAAUAUGACAUCAAUACACACAUUCCUAGUAUCUAUUUUGUAACAAUAGACAUCACAUAUUAAAUAAAUGAAUAAAAUUCCAGCAUUAA
Cotesia glomerata is the source of this 7191-nucleotide messenger RNA. RefSeq names its product protein lap4-like (gene scrib). Gene Ontology annotation, cellular component: postsynaptic membrane; postsynaptic density; adherens junction. Gene Ontology annotation, biological process: neurotransmitter receptor transport, endosome to postsynaptic membrane; neurotransmitter receptor transport postsynaptic membrane to endosome. NCBI's taxonomy places the organism in Eukaryota, Metazoa, Arthropoda, Insecta, Hymenoptera, Braconidae. Bases 274 to 6672 code for a protein of 2132 amino acids. The transcript has 32 exons. Gene Ontology annotation, molecular function: protein binding. The record is from RefSeq and is a predicted model, not a curated record.